This is a messenger RNA of Leptidea sinapis, 1698 nucleotides long. RefSeq names its product juvenile hormone esterase-like (gene be2). The transcript is spliced from 10 exons. The record is from RefSeq and is a predicted model, not a curated record. Lineage: Eukaryota; Metazoa; Arthropoda; Insecta; Lepidoptera; Pieridae. The coding region runs from base 52 to 1698 and encodes 548 amino acids.
AUGCAGAGCGAGACACGGCGGUCGUGCUGUGUUGCUUAGGAAGAAGUUUCAAUGUGGACUCGGUCGCAAAGAAACUUCGCGAUGCAGUGGCUCGCAGUGAUGAUGAAUUUGGUGGCGGUGAUGUUUGUCGCGGGAGAGCAAUGCUCAGCGCCCGUGGUAACCACCAGCCUAGGUGAAGCACGUGGGUUCUGCAUGCACACUCGCAAGGGCCACUCCAUUGCCGCCUUUACAAGUGUGCCCUACGCCCUGCCACCUAUUGGCGACUUGCGGUUCAAGGGUCCAGUGGCGGUGACGGCAGAGCAAUGGGGCUUGGGAGGACUUGACGCCACACGAAGUCCCCAGCCCUGCGUCCAAAGGAACCCCUACAUUCGCCAGAAAGAGAUCGUGGGAGACGAGGACUGUCUCUACCUUAACAUCUACGUGCCCGACGCGCACUUGCGGGCGCGGGAUGAGAAGAAACCGCUGCCAGUGAUGGUGUUUGUGCAUGGCGGGGGUUGGAUGUGUGGUGACUCGACCGUCGACUCGUACGGUCCAGAGCUGCUGCUUGACCGCGACGUGCUUCUUGUAACACUCAAUUACAGGCUAGGACCGUUGGGCUUCCUGUCGACCCAGGACGAAGUGUGUCCGGGCAAUAACGGGCUGAAGGAUCAGCAAGAAGCACUGCGUUUCGUUCAGCGCCACAUCCACAAUUUCGGCGGGGACAACCGAUCUGUGACGAUCUUUGGCGAGAGCGCCGGUGGAGCAAGUGUACAUUUUCAUAUGCUCUCCGAUACCAGUGCAGGUUUAUUUGCGAGGGCGAUAUCGGAGUCAGGCACUGCGCUAGUGCCGUGGGCAGAGAGUCCGCCAGGCGAGGCGUUACGACAGGCCUUCCGACUUGCUAAGUUCUUGGGCUGCCCCCAGGCCCCUUCCUGGCGGAUGAUCGAGUGUCUACGGACAAGAGAUAGCUACGAAAUUAUUGACACAGAGUUCACGUAUUACGAGUGGGACUACGAGCCGAUGACACCGUUCAAGGCGGUGGUAGAGCCUGAUCUGCCAGAAGCCUUCCUCACCCGCCCUCCCCGCGCGCCGCGUACUUCACCAGCUCCGCCCUGGCUGAUGGGGCUCAACAGGGAUGAGGGCUGUCUCAAGUCUGUCUGGAUCACAUCGAACCGGACCCGCUACGAAGAGUUCCUGAGCGGGUUCGACAGGAUCGCACCGCUCACCUUCUACUACGAAAACUCACCGCAUGCUGACGUUAUCACUCGCAUCCUCCGCGAGCGGUACCUCAACCAGCCCGACGAACUAUCCACCCAGCAAGCAAUACGCCAGAUAUACGGUGACUCCUACUUCGCGUACCCUGCACUUGAGGCAGUCCAUCUCGCACUCAACUCCAGCACCGUGUACUUGUAUGAGCUGGCUUACAGAGCGUCUAACAGCUUCUCUCAGGUCUUUGGAGACCCUCACGGAGACUACGGAGUGUGCCAUGCGGACGAGCUCAUGCAUCUAUUUCCCAUCCGUUUCCUGAGCGAACCGGUCUCGGAGCGUGACCUGGCCAUCUCCGAGCUCAUCCUAACGCUGUGGACUAACUUCGCUACGACCGGGGACCCGAACAAGCCGCUACCACUUCCGACAGAGUGGAGACCCACACGCACCGGCAGCCGCUUGGAUAUUUGGUUAAAGAUGAACAGCCGACCAUGCAGCAGGGAUUUGCCGAUUUAA